Leguminivora glycinivorella is the source of this 1914-nucleotide messenger RNA. RefSeq names its product dynein intermediate chain 3, ciliary-like. The record is from RefSeq and is a predicted model, not a curated record. The transcript has a single exon. Gene Ontology annotation, biological process: outer dynein arm assembly; cilium movement. Gene Ontology annotation, cellular component: outer dynein arm. Gene Ontology annotation, molecular function: dynein light chain binding; dynein heavy chain binding. The coding region runs from base 53 to 1795 and encodes 580 amino acids. NCBI's taxonomy places the organism in Eukaryota, Metazoa, Arthropoda, Insecta, Lepidoptera, Tortricidae.
UAAGUGUUAAAUGUUCAGAUUAUAGUUGAAUUCUUACCUUCAGGAUUUUUAAAUGCCUUUCCGUUACUUCAAGUCUAGUUAUGAAUACACGAAAAAAAGAAGGGACUUUGGACGGCAACCACUGUUUACGUCAGUUCCAGGACACUUACUGGACUCGAUAAAUCCGGACAAAGACCAGCAAAAGUUAUACUGCCUUCGCAAUCCUGUCCAUGCAUCUGUUCAGGCGACACUUCCUCAAUCCCAGCAUGAUGCGAACACUAAACAAAUAUUUUUUAACGAUGAAGGAAUGAAUCAUACAGAAGGUGGCUGGCCACGUGAGGUACCUCCAGAUCACGAGGAACUAGUACUGCGUCAUUGCCGUCGCGUUACACACGAAGAAAACUACAUCCAUGCAGUACAAACCCUAUCUCAACAGAUGGUGCACUGCAUUAACCAGAACAAUGCUGUUAAUUUAUACGAAUCAUACUUUUCUAAUAUGCAGGAACGAGAGCCUGUGGAAACGUAUCAUAUAAGAGAGCAAAAUGUUUUCAGAGACUCCUGGAACCGUCCAGUCUCUUGCAUCUGCUGGACUCACGAGCAAGAAUCCAAGUUGGCUGUUGCCUACGCUUACAAAGAAUGGCCCUCAGAUACGAAACCAGAUAUUGAAACUGUUUGCUAUAUAUGGAAUGUUUCAAACCAAAGUUCUCCAGAGCACGAAAUAAUACCAGAUGUGCCCUGUUGUCAAUUACUGUGCUCACCCGUCGAUCCGCCUGUUUUAGUAGGGGGACUUAACAAUGGAACUGUGAAUGUCUUUGACAUUCGCAGCGGCAAAGUAUCAGUUUCUAGCAGCUCCGUUUUCAAUUCUCACUUUGCCCCGAUUUCAGCCAUGCGUUACACGACUUCAAGAACAAACACUGAAUUUUUUACUGGUUCACCAGAUGGAUGCUGCUAUUGGUGGGAUUUGCGAGAUCUGUCAAAACCAUUAGACAAGCUGGUUAUGACACUGAAUUUGGCACCGGGAGAGGAACCCCAAUCAACGAAAGCGGAAGCCGUCAGUUCUUUAGAUUUUAACGCUGGGUUCCCUACGAAAUUUCUGUGUGGAACCGACUCCGGUCUAGUCAUAACCGUGAAUCGCAUGGGUAGAUCACACGGAGAGGUUAUGGCAGCGCUUUAUAAAGCUCAUUUAGGUGCAGUUCGCACUGUACAACGUAGUCCUUGCACGGCGAGAAUGUUUGUCACAUGCGGGGACUACUCUGUCCAAGUUUGGAGUGAGGAAGUUCGUUCAGCUCCCAUAAUAAUAACCAAACCUUAUCGCUACCAAGUUUUCGACGUUGCAUGGGCUCCAUUCAGAUAUUCCAGUUAUAUGUCCGUUUGCCAAGGAGGUUACAUGUAUUAUUGGGACUUUCUUCGUAAAUAUAAAGAGCCCGUUGCAUCAUUAAAAUUGUCUAAAUAUGGACUUACAAAGGUAUCUCCACAUGAGGGUGGCCACCUCAUAGCAGCCGGGGACACAAACGGUUCUACUUAUUUGACUACAGUACCCGAAAACAUGGUCGUACCGGGUAAGGACGACAAACAUCUUAUGAGUUUAUUGUAUGAGAGAGAGACUAGACGUGAACAUAAUUUGGAAGCUCGUCAAAGGGAAAUCAAUUUGAAACUAAGAAUGCAGGAACAACAUGACCAGGCACCACCGGAACCGAAACCAGACGAACCUCUAGAGGAUGAAGAGGCGGAAGUGGCUGUUGAAGAAGAAUACUUUAGGAUUGUUAAUGAAGAGUUGGGCAAGAUGGAUGACGCGGGCUCUGGCUCAUUUAUGUAAUAUAUGUUGCUAAUGGCUAUCCGUUUUCUACACAUUGUAUUUCAUCAAAUCAUCAAUAUAAAAAUUUUGCCUUUAAAAAAGCCAAACUUUCAUUGUGGUACUUAGUGCCUAUUACAAUA